AUGGUCAGAGACAGUUUGGCACUCAGUCACAGAGGCACAGAAGACAAUAGGCUGUUUCUGUGGAAGGAGAACAUGAAAGAGAUUGACCUAACCUUGUAUUCAGCAACGUCUGCGGCGGCGGCAGCGGCAGGGCCUGCGGCGUGGAGCCGAGGCGUGACAGUUGCCAAGAGCAAGUCAAAAACCAUUCUGGUGAAACUGGUGAGCCAAGCCGGCACAGGUUUCUCCUUCAACCACAAGAGAAGCCGACUCCGAGAGAAGCUGAGCCUUCUGCACUAUGAUCCAAUAGUGAACAAAAAAGUUCUCUUCGUGGAACAGAAAAAAAUACGCUCCCUCUGAGCAGUGGAUUGAAAAUGAAUUUGACUCAUAAAUGAGAAGACCAAGGGUGAGACACCGAUUCAGAACUCGGAGGUGUGCACUGAAGACAAAACCACAGCAUGGCCUCCAGUGAGGCGAAG
Molecule: messenger RNA, 455 nt
Organism: Acomys russatus (golden spiny mouse)
Lineage: Eukaryota; Metazoa; Chordata; Mammalia; Rodentia; Muridae
Product: 39S ribosomal protein L33, mitochondrial
Exons: 2
Coding region: 1-336 (111 amino acids)
Biological process (GO): translation
Cellular component (GO): mitochondrion; ribosome
Molecular function (GO): structural constituent of ribosome
Source: RefSeq, a predicted model, not a curated record